AUGGCGGACGGGGAGGAUGUGUACUGCACCUUGGCCAUUGGAGAUGCGUAUCUACCGGGCGCAGCAGUACUGUCCCAUUCCUUACGAGAUGCCGGCACCAAGAAGAAGCUGGCAUGCCUCAUUGUGCAGGACAGCCUACGAUCGAGUACCAUCGACGAGCUGCGCUCGCUCUACAACUAUGUCAUCCCUAUCGAACGCAUCGCCAACCCGAACCCUGCGAACCUCUACCUCAUGAACCGACCUGACCUGCUCUACACCUUCACCAAGAUCGAGCUAUGGCGCCAGACGCAGUUCCGCAAGAUCGUAUACAUUGACGCAGACGUCGUCGCGCUGAGAGCGCCCGAAGAGCUGUUCGACAUCACCGAGCCCUUCGCAGCAGCACCAGACGUUGGCUGGCCCGAUGCCUUCAACACUGGUGUCAUGGUCAUUACACCACACAUGGGCGAGUACCAUGCGCUGAAGGGAUUGGCAGCGGCAGGAGACAGCUUCGACGGCGCAGAUCAAGGUCUGCUUAAUCAAUACUUUGAACAUCGCCCAUGGAAGAGGAUCAGCUUUACCUACAACACCACGCCGAGCGCCAACUACCAAUACGCGCCGGCAUAUCGAUACUUCAAGAGGGAUAUCAGCAUCGUACACUUUAUCGGUAGUGAAAAGCCAUGGCAGCGCAGCAGGUCAGCACAAGGGACGCCGGGCGCCUUUCAAGAGAUGUUGAGCAGAUGGUGGGCAGUUUAUGACAGGCAUUUCCAUGUCUCGACAGCGGACUAUACUGCAUAUGGGCAACGGAACGAAGUCACCCGCCAUGUCCAUGAAGGCUUCCAACCUCAGCAACACGAAAGUUACUCUGCUGCAGCCUACCCAAUCGACUCAACCGGACCUGCGCCACCACCCGAUCAGUCACACCACCAUCCACCGGGUACUACCACACCUUUGAUGACAGAACCCGGCGAGCCGGCGGAGAACAUCAGUCAAGGUCAUCGUGAGCCCACUCCCACUGUCGAGCAACGCAGGUUCUCAGCGCCUCAAAUGGAGUGGGACGCAACUCGUGGAGCGCCUCCGAUUGAGUCGAAACCUGAAGCGGCUAACUUCCCUACUCAGCAAUACGACUUUAAUACCAAUCCAGAACCCUUCCGUCCUCCGAAGUCGUAUCCCGAGCCACCAAAAGACAUGUGGUAUCCAGUGCCUCAAAAGCCACAGGAAGAAGAAAAGCCGAAACCUAUAUUCCCGUGGGAGGAGCGGCAAGACUCCAAGCCGACAAGAAGGUUCUUCGACGAUGAGCCUCUGCCGCUUCCGCCUGUACUGGAGCGUGAAGCGGAGCGAUAUAUGGACGAACUGGAGGUGACCAUGGAGCCCGUCACACCUACCAUCAAAGUCAAUGACAUUGACACUUGGGCAUCGUUCGCCCAGACCAGGAACGCAUGGGAUGAAGUUGCUGGUAUCAACGACUACGUUCGUGCACUUACCGCAUUCCAGAAGAACCGCGGCCAAGUGCAAGUCGUACAGGAGAACACACCAUCGACAGUGCCGUCGCAACAGCACGUCUUGUCUCCGACCAAUGAACCUGAUCCGGAAGAUUUGGUCGAGGCCAUUGAGAAGCGGAGGGAGAGUCUGAUCCUGACAGACUUCCCAACUUCGAUCGAGCGACCAUCUUUGCCUGUCACACCAGCACCUCGGCGACGGCAAACUUUCUGGGGCGAGGAGCGUGACCAUGUAGGCGAUCUGCCAGGUGCAGAGGGAGUUCCAGAACAAGCGGAUUGGGUAUGUCCAAAUUGUGGUUUCGUCCUGCAUGCGAAACCCAUCGUGACUGCCUCUUCCACCAAGCCUUUACACACUACUGCAUUGCUUGACGAAUUUUGA
Fulvia fulva is the source of this 1854-nucleotide messenger RNA. Its product is annotated as Glycogenin-1. NCBI's taxonomy places the organism in Eukaryota, Fungi, Ascomycota, Dothideomycetes, Mycosphaerellales, Mycosphaerellaceae. Gene Ontology annotation, molecular function: glycosyltransferase activity. Gene Ontology annotation, cellular component: cytoplasm. The transcript has 5 exons. Bases 1 to 1854 code for a protein of 617 amino acids. The record is from RefSeq and is a predicted model, not a curated record.